CUCGCCGUGGUCUGGAGAGCCCUUCUUUCAUGUAAAAUAACAACCGUAGUUUAAUUUAAAGGAUGGGCGGGAGAGGCACAGGGGACGAUUUCUUUUCUCCUCCACCAGUGUACUCCGGCUUCUGAUAGCUUACUGUCAAGGCUGGCUCUAACGGGAAUGACUCAUGAAGACCAGUCUCAUCAUUACAGCAGAGAAGUAAAGCAGAGAGAGAGAGAGAGAGAGAGAGGAGAGAGAGAGAGAGAGAGAGAGAGAGAGGUUAGGUUGGAGCAGGUGAUCGCGCCACAACAAACCUCCAAGGGGCUGAUCGUCAAGAUCAGUGUGCACAGGAUUCUUGUCCCGAUCAUGGUGCCAGCAAGUUGCCCUGGACCUUGUGUCAUGCUGGCGUUGUCCCUUCUCCUGGGAUGUUCCGUUACUUUUUCCCUUGGCCAGAAUGACACGGAACCCAUCGUUUUGGAAGGAAAGUGUUUGGUGGUUUGUGACUCCAGCCCCUCCUCAGACGGAGGGGUCACCUCUUCGCUUGGGAUAUCUGUCCGAUCUGGUAGCGCAAAGGUGGCUUUCUCCGCAGUAAGAGGAACAAAUCAUGAGCCGUCUGAAAUGAGCAAUACAUCCAUGACGAUCUACUUCGACCAGGUAUUAGUAAACAUUGGCAACCAUUUCGACUUAAAAGCGAGUGUUUUUCAAGCGCCAAGGAGAGGAAUAUACAGUUUCAGCUUUCAUGUGGUUAAAGUCUACAACAGGCAGACUAUACAGGUCAACCUGAUGCAAAAUGAAUACCCAGUCAUAUCAGCGUUUGCCGGAGAUCAGGACGUUACUCGAGAGGCUGCGAGCAAUGGAGUUCUGCUGCAUGUGGAGCGCGAGGACAGAGUCUAUCUGAAGCUAGAAAGGGGCAAUCUCAUGGGCGGAUGGAAGUACUCUACAUUUUCUGGCUUUUUAGUUUUUCCUCUAUAAUUUAUUUGCAAGUAUUUGUUGCAAAUGACUCUUCCGUGGUUGAAGAAAACGAAAACAUGGCGUUGGUUUGAACCAAACUGUCACAGAAUCUAAUAGACUUGACGACAUCAAAGUAUUUUACGUCAACUAAGGACGUUUCCUUGGAACUCGCACUUCAAUUGAUUGAUUAUCAUAAUAGGAUAAACAAAUUAAACAGCCUGUGCAGUCUACAAAGUGAAGUUCGAUAUUCCGUUUUGGAUUUUAUUCUUGAAAAACAUUGGCUUUUUAUCAACAGACUACUCGGUGUAUUUGGACUAUUGAAUGAAUAAGAUGUCCACAAGAUACCGAACAUAAAGCUCUGAACUACGUCUUUAACACUGCUUUAUUUUGUGUUUGUAUAGCAAGAAAAAUGGCUUUAGUCAAGUAAAGUGUGUGGAAUUCUGGACGUUCCUGUGUCGAGAAGUGCUUUAUCGCCAGAAGCAUUUUUUCCCCGAACGGACGAUCUUUUGUUUCGUGCUGUUCCUGGUGUUUAUUUUGGAUGCUGAACAUACUUAAAAAGAUGCCACUUAUAAGCCACCUACUAUUUUGAAAGAUUGUUAAAGAAGAGAGUCAUAUUCAAGCUAUUGGAUAAGCAUCCAUUGAAGAACUAUUUUACUAAACGUUUAGUAUAAUUUAUGAAAUACAUACUGUAUUCACUUUAUCGUCUGUCCUACAGUACAUUCCGGAUGCGUAGCUUUGACCGACUUUGUUCAGUGACCUUGCUCACAAUUGUAUGUUGUGAAAGAACUACAUAAAAAAUCCCCAUAUAAUAUCCCGCAGAAAUAAUAAAAUAUUGUAUUGUUAUGCCUA
Anguilla anguilla (European eel) is the source of this 1776-nucleotide messenger RNA. It is a transcript of the gene cbln2b, whose product is annotated as cerebellin 2b precursor. The record is from RefSeq and is a predicted model, not a curated record. Gene Ontology annotation, molecular function: protein binding. The coding region runs from base 157 to 948 and encodes 263 amino acids. NCBI's taxonomy places the organism in Eukaryota, Metazoa, Chordata, Actinopteri, Anguilliformes, Anguillidae. The transcript has 4 exons.